Aphis gossypii (cotton aphid) is the source of this 4029-nucleotide messenger RNA. Its product is annotated as fatty acyl-CoA reductase wat-like. Gene Ontology annotation, molecular function: alcohol-forming very long-chain fatty acyl-CoA reductase (NADP+) activity. The transcript has 8 exons. Gene Ontology annotation, biological process: long-chain fatty-acyl-CoA metabolic process. Lineage: Eukaryota; Metazoa; Arthropoda; Insecta; Hemiptera; Aphididae. Bases 78 to 1544 code for a protein of 488 amino acids. The record is from RefSeq and is a predicted model, not a curated record. Gene Ontology annotation, cellular component: peroxisome.
UGUAUACUCUAAGGCGUGACUGUAGUAUAACAUUUUUAUUGUUGUGGUAUUUGAUUAAACUAGAAAAAAAAGCUGAAAUGAGUAUACCUGAAACGUUUAAGAACGGGACAAUUUUUGUUACUGGUUGUACAGGGUUUAUGGGAAAAGUACUAACGGAAAAAUUGCUUAGGUCAUGUGAUGUGAAGAACAUUGCAGUUCUUGUUAGAGGUAAAAAUGGAUUGGACGCCAGUCAAAGAGCUGGAGAUAUCUUUAAGCAAUCUUUAUUUGAUCGCCUUAGAAGUGAAAAACCCGAAUUUAUGACAAAAAUAAAAAUAAUUGAUGGAAAUUUAGAAGAACAAUCAUUGAAAAUUUCAACAGACAAUCGUGAUUGGUUGAUCAAAAAUGUGAAUUUUGUUUUUCAUUGUGCUGCUACAGUCAAAUUAAAUGAACCUCUUAAAGUGGCAACACGAAUAAACAUUCAAGGAACAGAAAAUGUAGUAACACUAGCAACAAAUAUAAUUAACCUCAAGGGUUUUGUGUACGUAUCUUCAGCUUAUUCACACUAUCCGAGAAAUGAAAUUAAAGAAGAAUUAUAUCCCCUUUCGAUAACAGCUAAAGAAUUAAAACAAUUAAUUAUAUUAGAUGGAAAAGUUGACAGGCUUUUAGUAGAUUGGCCUAAUACAUACACUUUAUCUAAAGCUAUCACCGAAAAUAUGAUACUAACAAACGAAAACCAAUUACCGAUUUCAAUAUUUCGUCCUUCAAUUAUAGGUUGCACAACAUCUGAACCAGAACCAUAUUGGUUGGAUAAUUUACAAGGAUUAUCUGCUGUAGUUACUUCAGUCAUCGUUGGAUUUUUAAGAUCACUGCCAAUGUCCAUGAAUAAAAAAACAGAUAUUGUCCCAGUUGAUUACACAGUUAAUGCACUAAUUAGUGUAAUGUGGGAUACGGUAAACAGAUAUAAAAAUAGUAACGAAAGAAAUAAGCAACCAAAAAUUUACAAUUUCGUGUUUAGUGUUGACAAACCAAUAUAUUGGGGAAAGUUCUUCGAUUAUAUUUAUGAAAUUUAUUAUCAAGUGCCUCCGUUAAAUACAAUGUGGUAUAUAUGUUGUGUAUUUUCUGAUAAUCGUUGGAUCGUUGCUAUUAUGGGAUUUUUAUUACACAAAAUACCUGCUGCGCUUUUAGAUUUGUCAUUAUUGAUUUGUGGUAAAAAUCCAAAAAUGUUGAAAAUGUAUGCAAAAAGAGAAAAAAUGACGGUAUUGUUUAAACCGUUUUCAACCGUCGAAUGGAAAUUUGAUAAUAGUAAUACUCGAGAACUAUGGACGUUACUAAGUCAAGAUGAUCGCAAGACGUUUUGGUUCAGUUUCGAACAAUUUGAUUGGAAAUCUUAUGUACAAGGUUUCGUUUUUGGGAUUAGGAAACAUAUUCUAAAAGAAGACUUAAAUAAUGUAACAAAAGCGUUAUCAAAAAAUAAAAAGUUAUUUUGGUUGCAUCAGUUGUGCAUUUGUUUUGUUAUUUACAUCGCACUUCAUGUAUGUUGGGUGUUUGUUGAACUACUAAUGUAGACUUAAAAAUAAUGCUCUAUAAUAUGAAUAACAACUUCCCUCGUGGUUGCUAUUGUUAUUCUUUUUCUUCUUAUUAUUGUUAUAGAAGCCACAACAACAUAGAUUAUUGGCUUAUGAUAGUUAAAAUAUAUUUAUAUGGCGAACAAGUUUAGUAUGUAAGUAUGUUUUACAGUUUUAACUGUGAAAAGACAAGGGAGACAGUUUUACAAUGUGAAAUUACAAAAAAUAAAAUAAAUAAAAGGUAAUUCAAUUAAGUUGUAUGAUUUAGUUAGUUCUAAGAAGUUGAAUAUUUUAUCGAUGUUUUCUGGAUCGGGGCCAAGUGUUUCAUGGUGACAGUCGAGUAUCUUGAGGUCAGUUCUAAUAUGUCGCUGUAUUUAUGACAAAAGCAGAUGAUAUGAUUUACCGAGAGUAUCUCACCCCCUAAAGCACGAAUCCGUAUGUUUUACCUUUUUGGGAAAUACGCUUCCGUUUUAUUUUUAUCAUUAAAUAGAUUGUCAAAAUGAUUCAAAAAAUCACACGAUUACUAUUAUUAUUAUUAUUAUUCAGAAUUGAUAUACUUGUUUUCCUUUGUAUGAUAUGCUGUCCGAAGUUGCUGCUCAGAAAUGAUCUGUUAAUACCACAAACUUAUUUACUCAAUUCUACAUGACAUGAUUUAUAGAUAAAUAAUAAUAAUACAUGUAUACAUUAUGAUUUAUGACGUAAUAUUAUAAUAACUAACUAUACAGCUUAGUAUCUCUUCAUUUUCUUUUUUUUUUUUUUAAUAUAACUAACAUAAAUUUAAUUUUUAACAAUUUUACUUAUUAUCGAUCAUUUUUUUUAAUUAAUUUUUUAACUUUUUGUAAACUACAAAUUACAUAUAAUAAAAAGCCAUGAUAAAUUUUGUAAGCGAUUAAAACGCAUACAAAUUAAUUUGUAGGUAUCGGCCAAAUAAAAGUUAUAAUGCUCCCUAUAACGUGACCUUAAAUUGUAUUAUUGAUCAAAUUUAAUUUUGACAUGGCUGUAUAAUGUGCAUGGUGCUCAAUUUCUUUCUGAGCAAAGGCCGCACUUCACAAAGACUUAAUACCAUUUCACUUUCUUCACGGCUACACAUAAUCAUUCCAUACAGUCAUCGUUCAUUACAACUGUCUCAUCGUAUUCGUUCGUGACGUAUACCUACAUGAUGUAUUUUCUCCUUUUAGUCUCCACCAUGACUGCACUAGAACAUACAAACAAAAUAUUAUAUAAGACGUAUAUCAGUAUAAUCAGUAUACAACGUAUAAUAUUGCAAUGCGUAUUUGUAUUAUAUUUUUAUUUAAAAUAUCCAAUAUAAUCAUUACAGCCGUCGUGGUUAAAUAUUUUAUUCAGUCGAUACAAUAAAAUUUACUCAUAAUUUUAGCACAUAUUACAAUACGCAUGACCGGAUUUCGAAGAGUGGAGGCCUCGGGGCAUCAAAGAAGUGGGGACCCCCUAACCCUAAGUUAUUUUCCAAAUAAAAUGAACAAUUUUUGUUCAAAGUAUAUUCAAGGUUAUAUGCAAACAUGGCAACUUUCGACGGGACGGCGGGGUGACAGUGCAUUUGUAAUUUGAAAGAUUUUUUUUCCGAAGUCACUACUGUGGAGACCCAGAGGCUGUCGCCCCGCUUUCCCUUCCCUAAAUCUGGGCCUGCUAAUAUUUAUAUAUCUAUAUUGUAUAGUAAUAUAAUUUAAAAGUAUAUAAGUUUUACAAAUUAUUAUUUACUUAGAUUCUAUUGUAGAUAUUAUGUAUACACUGUAUGUUUUACUUAAUUUAUAAAAUUGAUUGUUAAUGUUUGUUAUUAUACCAUACACAUAGAGUGCUAAUAGAUCAUGCAGAAUAAAUUGGACUAAUAUUCUAUAAACACACAUUGUCUUUGACCUUGGUUGGGAUUCAAAUUCAUUAUCGGUAGAAUAUUUCAACAACCUUAAUUCGCUAGUUUUCUUCGUAUCGAGCAACCAACCCUUUAAGUAAAUUGUCUAAUGGUUUUAAAGUUGAUAAAUGAUAAUAAAUUGAAUUCAACAGUUGGUUACAACUUUUAACGCGAACAAACAUAAUAUUAAUAUUAUACGAGUGAUAUAGGACAGUAUUAUAAUAUUACCGUGGGUAAGUAUGCAUUCGCUGUGUAUGGUUUGAUUUAUAAACAGAGUACGAGGUUGUGUGAUCGAAAUGAUAGAACACGGUAUACUAACAAAAAGACAGAAUGUCUUUAUCAACAAUCGUGAGCAAACAUAUUAUUAUAGUGCACAAUAAUUAUCUAAAGAUUUGAUACACACAUCGAUGUCUGUGACUCUGUGUUAUUUGGACAAUUUUUCAGAAUGUAAAUGAACAGGUACUUGUAUGUUACAUAACGCACAACACACAAGACAGGGCGAAAAGUGGUAUUAAAUUCUUUUUUACAUCAAAGAGAAAUCUUAAAAACCCUAUCAUAAUGUAUACCUUAAACUUUCUUGAAAAUCAUUGCUUUAAAUUAUAUGUAAUGCUGCUUUAAGCG